GUCCAGUGUGCCAGCGCGUGCCAGAGCCGGAGAAAAAUGCUGGCACGAUUGUAGGAGCACGGGCGAUGCACUAGGCGCGGGCAGCGUAGGGAUAAGACAGCAGCACAGCAGCCGGGCCGAUGGCUGGACGUGGCCGGCGCGCAUGACCAGCAAGCAGCACGCCGGGGAGCACCAGCCGUUGCCGCAUUCCAGCAGCGACAGGCACCGAGCCGAAAACCGCCAGGCGCCAGCCCACGCCGCCAGGCCUAGUGCUCCCUCAUAAAAGCGUCGCAUUCCUCUCACGGUCACGGCACUCGCCGCGCCAGCAGCCAGCCUAUGAGCAGCGCUUGCGGCGGCGGCGGUUGUAGGGAAUGGAGGCAGCAGCCGUGGGCGACGGCGCGCCAGCGGGCCGCUCCCAUCAGGGCGCCAAGCGCGCGCGCGGCGGCGCCGUGAAGGGCAGCGAGACGGAAGCGGCGGCGUGGGGUCAGCCGCCGCCGCUCCCGCCGCCGCCGGGCCCGGGGGCGGGGUCCCGGAUCUACCGCGUGGGGGCGAGCGGGGGCAAGGACCGCCACAGCAAGGUGUACACGACCAAGGGCAUCCGCGACCGCCGCGUGCGCCUGUCGGCGCCCACCGCCAUCCAGUUCUACGACCUGCAGGACCGCCUCGGCUUCGACCAGCCCAGCAAGGCCAUCGAAUGGCUCAUCAACGCCGCCGCCUCCGCCAUCGAGAAGCUCCCGGAGCUCGACCCGGCCGCCUUCGCCGCCCUUCCCGCGCCGGGCGGCGCGGAUGCCGCCGGCAAUGAUAAGCAGCAGCAGCAGGGGAGCAAGUCCGCGGGCAGCAGCACGUCGGAGACGAGCAAGGGGUCCGAGCUCUCGCUCUCGCGCUCCGACGGCCGUGGGGGCGCCGCCGCGCAGGACAGGGUGGUCACCGUGGCCAGCACCUCGGCGCAGGCCGCGUCCUUCACCGAGCUGCUCACCGGGGUGGCGUCGGCCGGCGCCAUUAGCGCCGGCGAACAUAGGCAGUCGUGGCAUCAGCAGCCCAACGUCUCCGCCGGCGCCGGCGCCGACCGCGUCGGCAUUGCGCACAACGGGAAAGGCGCGCACGGGCUGUCGACGGCGACGCACGCCUUUUCUGGCCCCGCCGCCGCCAAGUUUGGCAAUGCGCCUCCGUUCGGCCUGGUGCCGGCACAGCCUUUCGACUUCACCAUCCCCAUCGAGAUGCCUCACUUCUCGCUCGGUCAGGACACUUCGGCGGCGUCCUCGUCUGGCGCCGGGGACUACAGCCUCAGUUUUUCCAUGUCCUCGGGUUUCUUGGGUGCCAAUAGGGGGACCCUUCAGUCCAAUUCGCAGUCGAACUUCUCAGGCCAUCAUCACCAGCAGCUCCAGAGGCUGGACGGCCCGCUCUUGUUUGGCCACGCCCACGCCGCGGCGGCGAUGCAUCCCGCAUCCGAGAACCAGCUGACCGCAUCGGCGGCGUUACAGCUCUGGGACGGACUCCGGCACUCCGGCAUGAAGGAGAAGGGCAGGAGCUGAUUGCAUAUUCUUCAAUAGAAAACCGAAGACGUCCUAUUGCUGGGGGCCGUUCCGGCAAGAAUUCUCUUGUGGAGCUGCUACCAUUUUGUUGCGGUGACGACUUGUCAGAUCGCCGCACGCAAGGCUGCUAUGGUCACCAUAUCAACCAUCCAUCAGCGAUAGCUGGUGCCGUUGAUCAAACAAUCCUGUGCCUUCUUUUUUCUUUCAUUUCCGUCGUUGAUGCUGUUGUACAGAUUUUGUGGGAGAUGAGAGUUUAAACAAGUCGUCGUAGGAGUGCUCGGUAAUCGCGAGAGUUCUAGUGGCUCCCCGCGUCUGACUGCUGGUCUACAUUAUUUUGAGGUUUUGGAUGAACAGGUCCACUGGACAAGCGUUGUGGUCCCUGAUGGCUCGUUCUAGGUGCUGAGGGUUGAAUAUUUCGAUAUGGAAAGAUGAUCCACUCGGU
Zea mays is the source of this 1953-nucleotide messenger RNA. RefSeq lists its product as uncharacterized. Gene Ontology annotation, biological process: regulation of secondary shoot formation. NCBI's taxonomy places the organism in Eukaryota, Viridiplantae, Streptophyta, Magnoliopsida, Poales, Poaceae. Gene Ontology annotation, cellular component: nucleus. Gene Ontology annotation, molecular function: DNA-binding transcription factor activity; sequence-specific DNA binding. The record is from RefSeq and is marked validated.